AUGAAUAAAGAUUUGAAAAUGCUGGAUAACGAGGUGAUAUUUGGACAUCGCCGAUGUCAAACUCGCGAAGUAAAAUGGCUUUUAAUUGAAAAGUUGUAUGAGAAAUGUUUCAGGCCGAAUUUUUAUGAUAUUGGUGGUUCAUAUAUAGAAGACGUUGCAGAUUUAUGGUUUAAUUGUAGAACUGAAAUAAUUGGUAAAAUAUUUUUAGUUCACCUAUUUGUUGUAAACCGAUUACAAGGUCAACUAAACUUAUCAGUAGCCUGUAAGAACAACAUAUUAUUAAAAAAGAAACAAUAUGCAGCAUUUUUAACUUCAAUGCAGAAAACCUAUGAAUUUGAUGAUGCCCCAGCUCUUACAUGCAACUAUAUCAUAACAUAUAGCUUUUCUGAAGCAGAUGUGGAGCUAUUAAAAGAUUUAAAAUGUUAUAUAUCUGUAACUUUAAGGAACAAUGAUCAAUUAAGUAGCGAUGCAAAGAAUGAAGUAUUAGAAAAACAAGAUUUCAAAGCUCUUUUAAAUGAUCCUGUGUGCUCUGAUUUUGUUAUAGAAUCUGCCGAUGGAGUAAAAUUCAAUGUUCAUGAAAUCAUUUUGAGUGCUAAUAGUGAAGUGUUUAAAGCAAUGCUUAAAGAAAAUACAGCUGAAAGUCAAAAUAGGUGUAUGAAAAUGGUAGAUGUAGAGAGUGAGGAUCUAAAACACAUAAUACAUUUCAUUUACACGGGUACCAUAGAACAUCUGGAAAACUGUAACUUUAUUAACCUAAUGAUGUUAGGAGAUAAGUAUGAUUUAAAAGGUUUGACAGAAAUAUGUAAACAUGGGCUCAUGUGUCAACUGAAUAGUGAAAAUGUUUUUGAAAUACUUGCAAUAGCAGAUUUAUAUAAUUGUGAUGAAUUAAAAUUAGCUGCUCUUAAGUACAUAAAAAAUUACAAAGUUAAACUUCAAAAUAGUAUGUUUGAGGAACUCGAUAAUAUCAAAUUAGUUAAAGAGCUCUGUACAUUUCUCUGUUCUAGCUUU
Messenger RNA from Brenthis ino (lesser marbled fritillary), 1008 nucleotides. Lineage: Eukaryota; Metazoa; Arthropoda; Insecta; Lepidoptera; Nymphalidae. The record is from the annotation of a GenBank genome assembly.